Messenger RNA from Bemisia tabaci, 15383 nucleotides. Lineage: Eukaryota; Metazoa; Arthropoda; Insecta; Hemiptera; Aleyrodidae. The record is from RefSeq and is a predicted model, not a curated record.
CCGACUGCCACCACCGUAGUUGUAGUAGAUUUUUUAUGAGUUUUCUACUAUUUUCAUCAUAAUCGAUCAAUGUAUUAAUGAAAUUUUAGUUCAUAAUGUCCAUCUAGUGUCUUUGUGUUCGUCAACCUUCGCUUUCAUCGAUAUUAUUGCGAGUUUCGGCAGUGUGAUACUUCCACCCGUGUGACCACGCUCGGAGCGUUUUGUUUGUUUACGUGUUUCAAAUUUUAUCAGAGAACUUACAUUUUUGUGAUUAUUCUCCUGCAUUUCGAGUUUGCAUUACUGUCAUCUCAUUAAAUAUUUUCAGUUUUUAUUUAACAUCAGACCAGUGUAUUAGCCGUCAAGAAAUCAUUAUACUUAUCGAGGAAAUCGGUUGUGGAAUGUUGACACAGCUCAGGACAAGAAUGUUCGUUUUCACCCCAAUUAUGAAUUAAAAGUACGAAUGUUUCACAUCUAUCAAUGAGAUUCUCAGUUGACUUCAAAUAAUUAUCAGGUUUUUUCGCUGUCAUGUGACCAAUGCUGAAUUUUUUUCCCUCCUUCACGAAUGGAUACCAAUGCCCCCUCAAACAAUAUUGACACUAUUUAUCAAAGAGCCCCCUCCUGAUAACAAGAAAUGUGUAAAUUCAAUCCGAACUUGUGGUGCGUUUUGGUGCUUUAUGCUGUUCUCAGUUGUUUCUCAAAAUGCAGUGGCUAUCUAGUAAUCAUCACCAACUCCAAUCAACCAGGCACCGUCAUAUUCGAAGCCGGAUUUUCGGGUGCUGGAAGUGGGCAUCGAGAGUACUCGCUGAAUCCACACCGCAAUGGAUACUUUGUGCAAAAGUUGUUUUAUGUUGAUCCCUCCUCCGGAAGUGUAAUUCUAGUCAAGCAUAUUGAUUGCUCUAGCAUCGAAUACCCUAGUUUGUUCACGUUGUAUGUAGAUUCUACAUCAAACACAACAUUGGAAUAUCUAUCUGUUCCACUGCGGAUAUUGGUGAAAGACUGUGAUGAUAAGUCAGAAUUCAAUGAUGCUGAUGCACGAGCAUUCAUUAAAUUAUCAGAAGCAAAAGAGUGGUUUAGUGAAACACUAGCAUCGUUUGUGAUUCCUGGUAGCAGUUUUGAGCCAGGACUAUUGGCCUCCCCACCAGCAGAAAUCUGCCUGAAGCAAAGUCAGUUGCUUACGAACGUUGGAUCAGCCCUGAUUCCUGCUUCCAUAUCCCAGCGAUGCAGAAUCAAGUACAUCGAUGUGAGCGAUCAAAGAUUUAAGUUCGAAGAAAGCAUUGGAGACCUUGUCGCUGCACAAGAUGUUUGCAUACCAGCUGAGCCAUCUUGGGAUGUUAGACUCCUUUUUCAAUACACUUGCGAUGGAAUUUUUGAUAUUGUGUCUCCCAGUGAACACCAUAUUAAGAUCGUAUUCUGGUACAGAAGAGACUUCAAUGACACCAAUCGAGUGCGCCGAGAUACGCGUCAACCAGGACCACAAUUUGAACGCGCGCUGUACGUUGCAUCCAUAAGUGAAGAGCAGCCCCCGGGCUUGUCUGUCUGCUCUGUCGUUGCUCGAGAUGUAGAAGGCAGUAGUUCUACGUACUCCAUGGUCUCCCUCCUAGACGCAAGGACACAGUCUUUGUUUAGUAUUGAUACCAAAUCUGGUCUAGUCUCUACAGCUGCAACGUUAGACAGGGAAGUCUUGGACGUCCACUAUUUUCGAGUAAUAGCAACAGAUUCGGCGUUUCCGCCACGGUCCUCUACCACCACUCUUCAGAUCAACGUUUUGGAUGCAAAUGACCAUGCCCCUGUGUUUGAGGCUCCCAAUGCUGAGUAUGAGGCUUCCAUUCGUGAGUCUAUUCCUAUUGGCUCCUCCGUGGUGACAGUUCGUGCAACGGACAAGGACAUUGGUCACAAUGCAGAGAUAGAGUAUUCCAUCCAAAGCAUCAAUAGUGGAGGUCUUGUUGCAUCAGAACCGGGCUCUGAACCAUUCUCUCUUGACGGCAAGUCUGGUGUUCUGAUAACACGACUCACUCUUGAUCGAGAAACCACAGAAGUUUUCACUAUUAUUGUUAUAGCAACAGAUCAAGCUUUGCCAGCCUCAGAUCGAAAAUCCUCCACCGCCACAGUUGUUGUUCACGUAUUAGAUGACAAUGACAACUACCCGCAGUUUUUGGAAAAAGCAUAUUCAGUCAGUGUAGAUGAAGAUACUAACUUUGCUCAGUCACCGGUCAUCGCAACAAUUAAAGCCAUCGAUAUAGAUGAGGGUCAGAAUGCAGCUAUUCGUUAUGCAAUCAUCGGUGGCAAUACCCAAGGACAGUUUUCAAUCGACAGUCAAUCAGGAGAAGUCACACUUGUGAAAAGCUUAGACUAUGAAGCUUUGCGGAACUAUAGACUCAUAAUCCGCGCUCAAGACGGAGGUAGCCCUAGCCGAUCAAAUACAACGUCUCUACUGAUCAACGUGAAAGAUGUCAAUGAUAAUGCCCCGAGAUUCUACACCACUCUCUUUCAAGAGACAGUUUCUGAAGCUGUACCUGUUGGGUAUAGUAUCGUACAAGUGCAAGCUUAUGAUGCUGAUGAAGGUGAUAAUUCUCUUAUCAAGUAUAGUCUGUCACCGCGUGACUUGGCAGGCUCACCAGCGAAUGAAUUGCCAAUAUCAAUCGAUGAGACUAGUGGGUGGAUUGUGACAUCAAAAGAAUUAGACAGAGAAGUAAACAACAAGUUUCAGUUCCAAGUUCUAGCAACAGACCAUGGGUCGCCUCAAAAAACCGCUACCGCAAGUGUUGUCUUUUUAGUACAAGAUGUCAAUGACAAUGAUCCUACAUUCAAUCCAAAACAGUAUGAAGCAGUUGUAGGAGAAGAUGACCCUCCUGGAACUCCCGUGACAAGUGUCUCGGCAACAGAUCCUGAUGAAAACCCUCGCCUUCACUAUGAGCUAUCUGGUGGAAACACACGCAGUAGAUUUAUGAUCACAACCCAGAAUGGCCGUGGACUUAUCACCAUCGCUCAGCCAUUGGAUUACAAGCAAGAAAAGCGAUUCAUCAUCACCGUCAAAGCUACCGACUCGGAUGGCAGGUUUGAUACUGCCACAGUGUAUGUCAAUGUCUCAGAUGCCAAUAACUUUGCCCCAACCUUUGACAACCCCCCUUACUCUGCAAGUGUGUAUGAAGAUGCACCAGUUGGCUCCACGGUUUUAGUUGUCACGGCUACUGACAAUGAUGUUGGGCAAAAUGCACUAAUUACAUACUCUCUUGCUGCAGGCAAUGCGCCAGAAUUCACCAUUAAUUCACAGACAGGAGCAAUUAUUACAACUAAACCACUAGACAGAGAAACAACAGGGGGCUAUCUUCUAACUGUCACAGCGAAAGAUGGUGGGGUUCCUCCGCAAUCUGACACAACAGAUGUGGAGAUCACAGUUUCAGAUGUCAAUGAUAACAAGCCAUUAUUCUCAAAGCCAGCAUAUACUGGAUCAGUAUCAGAAGAUGCAUUAGUUGGAACAAGCGUUAUUCAUGUGAUAGCAACAGAUGUAGAUUUUGGACUAAAUGGACGAAUACGUUAUGCUCUAGGCAAUGAUACUGAAGCCUUUGUCAUUGACCCAGCAUCGGGUGUCAUCAGAACCGCCAAACCUUUAGAUCGUGAAAGUGUGGCCCAGUACGAAAUAGAAGCAUUGGCGAUCGACCGUGGAACACCGCCAUUAACAGGAACAGCCAUGGUUACCGUCAAAAUAGAAGAUGUUAAUGACUCACCUCCAGCAUUUGAGUCAGAUAAACUAACAUUGUAUAUCCCAGAAAAUUCACCAAUAAGCUCGACAGUGGGCGAAAUCUAUGCGAAAGAUCCAGAUGAAGGGCCUAAUGCAGUUGUGCAAUAUUCUGUCAUUGGUGGUGAAGAUUCGAACAGUUUUUCGUUAGUGAGGAGGCCUGGCUCUGACAAAGCUGACCUUUUAACGAUGGUUGACUUAGAUUAUGAGAGUGCCAAGAAACGUUACGAACUUAUAAUCCGCGCUGCCUCUCCUCCAUUGAGAAGUGAUGUGCAUGUAGAAAUCAUUGUCACAGACGUCAAUGAUAAUGCCCCUAGAUUGAAAGACUUUUUAAUUAUAUUCAACAAUUUCCGAGAUUGUUUUCCAUCAGGCGUGUUUGGUAAAAUUCCUGCCUUUGACGCUGAUAUCUCGGACAAGUUGACUUUCAGAAUUAUCUCUGGGAACAAUGCAAACUUAGUGAAUUUAAAUGAAAGCACCGGACACUUAAGUUUGUCACCGCAGCUCAAUACAAACGUUCCGAAAGUUGCGAACAUGGAAGUAUCAGUUUCAGAUGGAAUCAAUGAAGUGAAAGCUUCAAUGCAGUUGAUGGUACGGUUAGUCACAGAUGAAAUGUUGUUCAGUUCGAUUACAGUUCGUUUAGCUGACAUGACAGAGGAAGCCUUCCUGUCCCCUCUCUUCAACUUUUUUGUAGAAGGCUUAGCUGCUAUAAUUCCAUGCCCAAAAGAAAACGUCUUUAUCUUCAGCAUCCAAGGCGACACUGAUGUCAGCUCAAAAAUUCUCAAUGUUAGCUUUUCAGCAAAAAAAGCAGACGGAAGUUUCUACACUCCACAAUUCCUGCAGGAGAGAGUUUACUUGAACCGUGCGGUUUUAACACGAUUAGCAACUGUGCAAGUUUUACCUUUUGAUGACAAUCUCUGCGUCCGAGAGCCAUGUUUGAACUAUGAAGAGUGUUUGACAGUCCUAAAGUUUGGUAAUGCAUCAGGCUUCAUUUCGAGUGACUCUGUUUUAUUCAGGCCAAUCUAUCCUGUCUCAACUUUUUCCUGUCACUGCCCAAAAGGGUUCACAGGCAGCAGAGAACAUUAUUUAUGUGAUACAGAGGUAAAUUUGUGUUACUCAGACCCAUGCCUGAAUGGAGGCGAAUGCAAACGGAAGGAAAGUGGGUACUCAUGCAUUUGUUUGCCCGGUUUUGCUGGUGACAACUGUGAAAUUGACUUGUCCAAAGAUACAUGUAAACCUAAUGUCUGUCAGUCUGAUUCUUCAUGUACUCCACUGCCGCAAGGUGGAUUUUCAUGCAACAACUGUGCAUCAGGAACAACAUUUGAGUAUCACAACAACUUGUGUCAACUGCGUGGUCGCAGCUUCCCUAAACACUCAUUCCUCACGUUUCCUUCACUGAAACAACGCCAUCGUUUGUACCUGAAACUUAAAUUCGCCACUUUGGAAAGUUCUGGAUUAUUGUUGUACAAUGGUCGCUACAACGAAAAGCAUGACUUCAUUGCCCUGGAGUUGAUAGAUAACGCCCGCUCCUUACAGUUCUCUUUUUCACUUGGUUCAAGCACAACACGCGUCAUUGCAACGUCACCUACUGAACUUAAUGACGGCAACUGGCACACUGUCACAGUAGAGUAUGUUAAUAAAAGUGCAGUUCUAAGUAUUGAUGAUUGUGAUGUAGCCCUGUCCAUCAAACACGGUUCUCAGUUAGGACUACACUGUGCUAACAUUUCAACUCAAGUUUUGGAAGACCGUUGUGCCCUAUUCACAGAGACUUGUUAUCGUUUUCUUGACCUGACAGGCCCGCUCCAAAUUGGGGGUCUCCCUUCCCUUCCUUCCUCCACCAGUUUCCAAGUUCAAUACACAGAUUUUGUUGGCUGCAUUUCGGAUGUUUUCAUAGAUCACAAACUUCUUGACCUGAACACGUAUGUUGCUGACAAUGGAACACUCAUCGGGUGUGCAGAGAGGAAGUCUUUCUGUUCAUCUCAGCCAUGUCAAAAUGGAGGCACAUGUUUCGAUGACUGGGGGAGCUAUAAAUGUGAGUGUGCAGAGGGAUGGAGUGGUAAAGACUGCAGUCAGAAUAUUGAACCUGCCUGGCGAUUUAAAGGAAACGGUGUACUUUCGUUCAACCCUCUCUUGAGAUUGAUUCAGCUACCAUGGUUGAUUGGAAUGUCGGUACGAACGCUUCAGUCAGAUGCCUUCCUCAUCAGUAUCCAGGUCGGUCAAAAUAGCUCAGCAACGAUCUCUUUGGAAAGUGGCUACAUUGUUUUCGCAUUUGAUGGACAGACAGCAGCUCUUGGAACAGCGCGUAUCAACGAUGGUGCAUGGCACCGCGUCGAAAUCAUGUGGCAAAGUGGUGGUCAAGUGAGAAUUGCGUUGGAUUAUGGCAAGCGCCACACUGUCAAGACUAUAAAUGCAAAAAUUCAAGGCAUGUAUGUCGGAAAGAUCAUCAUUGGUGGUUAUGAAGAUGAACAGAAUUCAGUGACAAAACCCCCUGCCUUCAAUGGGUGCGUUCAGGAUGUGCGAGUUGGCAGUUCACAAAAGAUAGCCCAGCAAGCGACUAUGAAAAUAAAUGUGGAAGACGGUUGCUACGAGGGUGAUGAGUGCACAGUAAACAGCAAUCGCUGCCCUGUGCACAGCGAGUGCGAAUCUGAUUGGGAGCAGUACAGCUGUAAGUGUCAUUCUGGUUACAUUGGAACGUCGUGUACGAAUGUUUGUGAAUUGAAUCCGUGCUCCAAUGGAGCAGCAUGCGUUUCUGCUGACAAGCCACGUGGUUAUAGCUGCUUAUGCGCAUCAAGUAAAUAUUCUGGGGAGUAUUGUGAUGACAAAAUUGAUGAGACUUGCCCGGUCAGUUGGUGGGGGCAUCCAGUCUGUGGACCUUGCAACUGUCCUGUUGACAAGGGCUACAACCCUGAUUGCAAUAAGACUAACGGCGAAUGUUACUGUAAGGAAAAUCAUUACCAGCCAGAUGGCUCAGACCAAUGUCUAGACUGCAACUGUUACUCCGUCGGCUCUUUUGGCCUUGAUUGCAACACCCAGACUGGCCAGUGCCAUUGCCGUGCCGGUGUAAUUGGGCGCAGGUGUGAUGCAUGCCCAAAUGCCUAUGCUGAAGUCACACUGCGAGGUUGUGAAGUAGUCUAUGACGGAUGCCCAAGAAAUUUUGCUGGUGGACUUUGGUGGCCGCGCACUAAAUUUGGAGAUGUAAGUGUGGAAAACUGUCCGUCAGGUUCACAUGGAACAACCACACGGUCAUGCGAUGAUUUCCUUGGUGGUUGGCAGAAUCCAGAUCUCUUCAACUGUACGUCAACUGCAUUCCUGCAUGUUAAAUCUGUUCUGAGUCAACUUGAACGAAAUGAGCUUAGUAUCACGACUUUUGUGGCCAUCGAGACAUCCAACACGCUCCGUCGUGCAGCAAAUGAAACGCCGUCGUUGUACGGCUCAGACGUAUUGCUUGGGAAACUAAUGAUCGAAAAACUUCUUGCAUAUGAAACAUCGUUAUCUGGUUUGAAUCUGACACAUAGCCAAGAUAAAGAUUACAUCGAGAACAUCCUGAUAGCUCUCAGUAGGUUUGUCAACACAGAUGUCACUGACCAGUGGAUCAAACUUGAAGAAAAGAAGCAAAACUUGGGGAUGAUAAUAAAAGCUCUGUUGAACUACCUUAUAAAUCUUGCCAAAAACCAAAAAGAUACCUACACUGAUCCAUUUGAGAUCGUAACACCAAAUGUAGCCCUUGGUUUAGAUGUUGUAUCGUCUGAAAGUUUAUACGGUUACGAAACAGAAGGAACGUUUAUAGAUAAUGACAUUCAACUGCUGGCUAAACAGUCAGAACGCGGAGUAUUACCAAAUACGCCCCUCGUUUUACAACCUCAAUUUGCCAGUCUGAAAUCAGGAUCAAAUAAUAUUUUAGGCCUCACUAACUCUCAUUUCAUGCCAACAGUUAUUUUUCCCAAGUACAACAACUAUCUUCAGAACAAAGAGAAGUUUGACCCUCACUCUCAGAUCAUGAUCCCAAUGGAUCUGCUUGGCAUCAAAGAUCCAUCGCAAGUAGAACUCACUCAGCACGACUUCUUAAGAGACCGGCAAGCAGUUGUUGGUUAUGCCCAGUACAAGACUGUUGGACACCUACUUUCUAAACGGUAUGAUGAAACGGUAGUCAAGCGGUGGGGCGUAGACCUGUUGAUUGGUUCACCAGUAGUAUCAGUGGUUGUUAUAGCCAAUGAUCCUGACACUGAUGAAAUUGUGACAUUAAAUAACAAAGUACCAUUGACAGCGCCAGUCAGGUUGCGGCUCUGGCUUAAUGAACCCAUGGUCUCUUCUCGAUCCAAUCCUCAGUGUGUAAGAUGGACUGCAGAUAAUGAGUGGACCCGAGCAGGCUGUCACACAGAGCUUCCAGAAAGCAACUGGUGGAGGUCUUCAGAACCAAUUCUCAUCAACUGUACGUGUAAUCAGUUGUCAACACACGCCUUGCUGGUUGAUAUGAUUGAUCCAGAGUUUGUCCUUGAGACCUCACCUCUUGAAGAUGCUGUGACAUGGCUUGGAUUUGCGCUGACAAUUAUCGCUCUGACGUUUUCAUCCAUGGUCCUGUCUCUAUUGAAGGCGCGUACGAAUUCGAGCUCAAUAUUUACGAACCAAGCCUUCUGUUUGCUGAUAACACAGACCAUCUUCCUCCUGUUAUUGAAAGGACGUGCAGAAAUGGUUGCUAAUGAGAUCCUGUGUAAAUUGAGUGCCAUCAGCUUGCACUACUCUUGGCUAUGUGUUUUUUCAUGGUCGUUAGUUGGAUCACUGCAUUUGUAUCGCAUGUUGACUGAAAUGCGAGAUGUCAACCAUGGACAGAUGGGUUUCUAUUACUCACUAGGUUACUGCCUCCCAGCAAUUGUAGUUGCUCUAGCAGUCGGAGUCCGCAUAGAUCAAUAUGGAAACUACUUCUUUUGUUGGUUGUCUCUAUACGAAUCAGUUGUCUGGAGCUUGAUUGGACCGGUUUGUCUUGUAAUAUCAAUCAACAUCAUUGUAUUGCUUCUAUCAUUGCGUGCUGCGUUCACACUUAAAGAUCACAUAGCUGGCUAUGGGAACCUUAGAACCGUACUGUGGUUGAGCGUUGUUCACCUGCCCCUUCUGACCAUAGUCUGGAUACUAGAGCUAUUCUCAGCGUCCGAGCGGGAGCCGAUUUUCUGCUACCUUUUAGCUCUGGCAUCAGCAGUCCAAUCAUGGUUCAUGCUGUGUGGCUUCUGCUUUGGCAACUCCCGCAUCAGGAUGGGGCUCCACCAUGCGGUGUUUCGCAUGUUAGGGAAAAAGGUUCCUCCAAUGCCGACAAUAAAUGAUAGUGUGGAUGUCGUGCAUGCACCAGUCAGCCCAUCGCUCAAUCCAGGGCGCUCAUCAUUAGCCUACCAUAACACUGGAGUAAAUAGUUUUGAGCCUGCAAGAAGGAAUUUUGGAAUUUCAAUCUCAAGCACAACUUCUAGAUCAACAACCAAAACCAACAGUAGCCCAUACAGGAGUGAUGCUCAGCUUCGCCAGACAUCAACCAGCACAAGCAACUACGAUCAGUCUGCUUCUGAUGUUCCAUCGCACUUUCAGAGGAGAAAAACACAACACACCUCCGACUCUGAUUCAGAGGCAUCAGAUGGUCGGAGUUUGGACUUGGCAUCAUCGCACAGCAGUGACGAUGAAGAAACCUCAACCAACAGGUCCCAGAAACGGACUGUGAGUGCCUCGCCGUUGCCUCCUAACAUCAAGGGAGAUUCAAAACGGUUAACAAGUGUUGAGCCUCCUCAACAUCUAAAUGUCAUCACUAACUCACAACUGUUUCCUAAUCUGAAGCCGGUUUAUCCAUCCCGGUGGGCUAGUCACUUAACCGAUACGUACAAUGCAGUGGAAGAAGAGCAAGAGCCAUCACAUGCACACCGCUGGCAAGGAAUGCUCGGAUCCACCAUCACAGACAACGAAGCCAACAUAGUCACUACAGCGCGAAUGACCUAUGAGCCAAAGCUGAUCAACUCAGACUCGAUUUUAGGUCACACGCAAGAUAUUUAUGAUGAGGAGUAUAAAAAGGCAGAACUGGGACAUAGGCUGUACUAUGAUCAAGACGUUACUCCUGGCUCUGAUGUUGAAGAGAACAAGUCCACGCUUGGAGACAAAUACUCAUUUCCCUAUACUGCCGAAGAGGACCACUGCCGUGGCUCGCCCAACUUCGUGAGCGAUCUUCAGAACUCGUACUCAAACAGUGCAACACUGCUGCACAAUCGAGAAUUCACGGAGUCGCCGUAUUCGCACCACAGUGCUGAAGCCAGCUACAUUCCGAGUAGUGGUGCUCGAGCGUCACCGUAUCAGAACCUCGAUCGAGCGCAGUACUCGCAUCUUGAGAGCCAUCCGCGGCAUGUUCAGAUGCAACACAGAUCAGAGCACCCCAUUGAAGAUAUUUCCGAAUCUGAAGAGGAGGAAAGAUACCAAUGAAACGCCUGUCUAGCAAAGAUAAUCCACUCUCCAAAGUGCUGUUACAACAUGGCGCUCCCUGGUAGAGAACCAGUACCUGAAUAUUGGUAAAAUUUUGUAAAAGUUUAACUUUUGGGCACAUUAUGCCCAGCCUGUAUAUUUGUAAAUUUUACCAAAAGCAGACAAAAAUCUCUGCUCUCUAUUGCCAUAUUUUAAAGCCAUAUAAGUUUUCAUUCUUUAGUUUGUAAAUCUUAUUUUUUUAGACCAAACUACACAAAUUUGCUCUCACUCCAACAUAAUAAGAGUGUGGAAUGGCUGUGAGACUCAGAAAAUUUAGGAAUUCCAGCGAUACUGUCAUCUACCUAAUUUUUGAAGCUAUUUGUUCACCUAAUUAAUUUGGUGUAUUGAUCAAAAAAUAAAAAUUUGUGCAGUUUGGCCUUGGCUUUUCAAUAGCUCAACUGAAGCCAAUUCAGUCAAAACCGCAUUUAUUUUUUUGUUAGCUAUUCAAUUUUAAUAACAUUUUAGCCAAUUUUUUUUUGUUUUUAAAAAUCCUUCCUUCAGUGUCUGUGAAAAAUUACUGUUUUUUUCACAUGCAUUUAUUAUGAGUCAUUUGUUUUUAACUUCAAUGGGAAUUAUGCCUCAAACGAAACCAUUUAUACGCUAAUCCACCCUUAAGAAAGAAAUUUGUUUAGUGCUGAAAGCAUGAACUACCCGGCCUUGUAAAUGAUAUGUGUUUUUUUUUUUUCAAAUGAUUUCUAAGAAACAUAACAGGGGAUGAUCGAUGUUUGUUCUUUUUAUGUUGCACAAAUUAUGCAACUCUCAGUUUAGGCUGUGAAAAACCAUAAGCAUUUACUUUUUAUGGAUGAUUUUUUGUUUCUAUUAUGAUAAACAGUAACUGAAUGCCCACACUCUUUUUGUUUCAAAUGAAUUGAAAAGUGCGCUAUCCCAAGGACAUUCAUUGCCCCCCCCCCUCCCUCCCCGAGGGGCUUUUCAUGUGUAUAUGUAUGUACAAUCAAAUUAAUUUAUUUUACAAAGUGUGUAUUUAUUUCUUAUAUAUAACUUAUGACCAGGGCUCCCAUGGAGUUGUUGUAUUUUUAUUUGCUUUUUUAUUUUGGCCAAAAUGAUUUAAAACACAUUGUUACAAUCAUCAGAUUCAUGAUAUCAGUAUUAAAAAAUAUUGACUGAAAUUAGUUAGCCAUGGGUCUGUUUUUCAGAUGCCUGCCUAAAAGCUCAAAAAUAAUAGCGAAUUAGAAAUUUUGAAUUAUGUUCCUCGAUGAAACACUUAAAAUAGACGUUUCAUUCAUUAAUUCAGAGUCAAAUGUUUUCAGAGUUUAGCAGUUGAAGUAUAGAAGAAGGCUCGAAGCUUAGCUUUCAUUCUUAAUUGGCGCUUUUUGCCAAGUCCUACAAUAAUUACUCUGCCAAGUCAAAGAUAAUUUUAAUUCAAAAUUAAACAGAAGUAUUCUGUAAAAAUACGGUUAAAAGCGUUUUUGAAUUAAAAAAGUAUGCAUUUAGCUUUUAAACAUUUUUAUGCAGUAGCUGCAUCAAGUUCCUUUUUUGACAUGAAAUAAUUUAAAUCGUACUCUACUCUCAUUGUUCUGCCUGCUCCACCCCCCCCCCCCCAUCUUUUUUUUGGAAAAAAGUAAGACUGAUUUAUUCACUUUUCAAUGACUGUAUGUACUCAAAUGUUUUCAUACUAAUGGCUAGCGAAUUUAAAAAUGCUCAUCGUCCUUUUUAUUAACUCUAUAAUGUAUAAUUUUUUAAACUAACUGUGUCAGUUGCUUUGCACAGUUUUUGUCCAUUUUUUCUUUUAUAUCUUUUAUAUUUUGAUUGUUUGUAAUCAUGGUUGUACUGUAAGAUUAGUAUUUAUCUUAAAAGCCAUUGAGUAGAAACAGGAGAGAAAUGCAUUUCUUACAAGAAAUUUUCAAUAACAAAGAUCUAGAAAAAAGCAUGUAAAAUUGCCUUUGGCAAAACGUAAAAUAUAAUAACUCAUAAGACUUAUGGGAAUGAUUAUUAUUUGAUCUUUUGAAGAGUUGUAGUUUGCUACAGCAAUGCCACUCCAAUGCCCUGACCCUUCGAGGUUACAGGGUGCGGGAGGGACAUAGUCACCCAGUAAGUAAUCCGUCUGCACUGUUCGACUGGGUUGUGAAAAAUCGGUAAUCACUCGCAGUGUGCGCGACUGCCAGCGCUACCUAUCAGUGUAGAUUGCAUCAACACAGGUCCAACUCAGUGGAGGCAUGGCCGUGCUCCGAAAGUCCGUGCUCUGCAGCGUCUGCCACAGUCUUUGAUAAGACCUUCCGUUGGCUAUCAGGCGGCCGCUGAGCCUUGCGGAAAUAUAGAUGAUACUCAAUGUGUCAAUAGUACCAAGAUAUGUUAAGGAGUACGGUCCAACUUCGGGGUGCACGACGGCAGUUGCCAGUUGCCUUGGCCCCUUGAGGGCGCCUCGCCGGCCAGCCCGGCCUUACUUACUUACUUACUUACUUACUAGUUUGCUACAGCAGUUGAUUUUGUGUACUUAAUGCUUCUUAUUCUCAUAUUUUAUAGCAAUUAUAUUCUCCUUUAUCUGUCCUUUUCCAAGUACUUAAUUUUUUUUUGUUUUAUUUGAACAUCACAUUCCAACAGCUAAGCUAUAUUAUUCUUUGAUUUCUCUUUGGUACUGGUUAUUUUUUCCCCAUCUUUUAGAUAUUUUUGACAAAACAUUCCUUUUUAUUUUGUGAUAUUAUUUUUAUUUUUCUGUACUUAAUGUUUCUUGCCAUGUUAUUGCCCUUUUUCGUUUUUUCUUACUGUCAUCAAUCAAGUUAAGUUAAUAUGUGUGACCCUCAAAGUGAUCUGAAACAGCUUGUAAUUCUUUCACCCAACUUUAAGGUUGUCAGAAUUCAAAUUUAUUUCAUAAAAUGAUAUUUUUUCACCUGAAGUAUAAACGUGUUACACGUAAGUAGGAUUAAGAAUCCCUGCAAUUUACAGACUGCAAAUCCAGGGUGAAACAGCAGGAACACAAUACAUACUUCGUUCGCGAAGUUUCAAAAUCUCAACUUCCAUUUGAUUUUCUCAAAGAGAACAAACCAACUCUAUUGUCUUAAAUGUCCCUAAGAUAUUCUUAAAACAGAGAAACAAAAAUUAGAUAAGUUCUCUAAGCAAUGACGUUUAGUAUUUUUCUUUUUAAAAAAUAAAGAAAGAUAGGAAGUCUGCAAUGUUGCAAGUCGAGAUAUGUGCCGGCAGCUUCACUGUUCGUAAGUUUUGUGAGGAUGGAAAAAAAUAUUUUACAGCAAUUCUCUUUGAUAUUAUUUAGGCUCCUUAAUGUUUUACAACGAUGAUCUUGGAAAAGUUCAAUUUUAAAAUAACCCAAGAAAAAUCAGGAAUAAUGCCCCUCAUUUUUAUAUUAUCAGCAGAAGUUUCUCUACAAAUAAUUUUAUUAAAAAUUAAAGACAGAAUCUCAGGCAUUUAUUAGUUUUUUAUAUUUUAAAAGAAACAGUAUUUAAAUUUUUUUGUCUUUUUGCCCUUAUAUUUAUGUCGUAGCUGUUGUAUGGACCAAGUUGACAUUUUCUAAUUUGCCAUAAGUGCUAGAUGUUGAGCGAGUAAAAUUUAGAGUCCACAAGAUAAAGUAAAACUAUCAUGAAGGAUUAUCUGGCUAUGAAAAAAUUGGAAGUAUCCAAGUUUAAGGUGGGUCAACUUCAGGCAUGACUUUGAAGUCAGGCACCAUGGUUCUAUGUUGACAAGGUUUUACUGGCCAAUUGUGCAAGAGUUGUAAAAAUUGCAAAAUAUCCAGUAUUUUCCCAAACAAACUAAGAAUCCGUUACUGUGAUUGAAUUUCUGAUGAACUGUUUGUAAAUAAGUAUUUAUAACAAAAUAUCUGAUGUUUGUACUUUUUGCAUUCUAUUUUUUUGAGCUGAACGCUUUUUAAAGUGACAAAUGAUUUUAAAAUUUUUAACCCUCUAAAUUUUUUCGUAAGUAAAAAAGUAUUUUCUAUCUCUAAAGUUUUUUGCCUGUCUUUUUAUAAAAUUGCUUAUCUCAUUAAAAUAACGAAUUAGCUGCUUUUCAAGCAACCUACUCUUGAAAAUGUUUUCUUAUCCAUUCCCUGGAAACAUUUUAUAAUUUAUUUUAAAACGCCUUGUCUCAUGAAAAUGUCUAAACAAUUGUCAAUUGAAACAGUUUUGAAGUGCAAAUUGAAUCUAGGUAUUUAAAUUUUUAUUGCUUCAAUUUUAUUCUUAAGCCAAUGUACAAAAGGUGUUAAAAUGUUUACAAGAUUAACCUCCGCAAACUAUCCGUGUGUCAUUUCCUCUAUUUGUAUUAUUUCUCAUUUUUAGUUCCUUCAAAAUCUGUCCAUUAGUUCUAACAAAAUUCCCUAUUUAUUGAAGCAAAUGUUUGUUUUAUAUUUCUCUUGAUCCACUGUUCUAUACUUGUGUGCAAUAGUACCCUCCCGGUCCCUUUUUUUCCUGCUGUUUUGUGUUUUUUGCAUCUCAAGAUGAUGAAAAAACACUCAAACUUUUGCUGUCUAUGUAAAUAAUUUUCCAAUGACCUGAUGAAAGAAGAACCAAUUAUCUUUCCACUAUUGCCCCUGCACAGACUUCAAGUCAAUUUUAGCUAAUUUAAAAUCAUUCUCCUUUUUUGCAACUCUUGUUUGCAAAAUUAACUCUUCUUUUCAAAAGUAUUAUCUUGUGAUGAAGAAAUAAUUGAAUUUCCCACUGCAAUUUUUUUGAAGCCUCUAAUGUGAAAGUUAAGGAUGUGUUCGUCCUCACUUCAAUAAACCUUUAUAAUUAUUGUCAAUUACGUUUAGUAAGUCAAUACUCAUGGAAAAAAUGUUUGACCAUCAUCACAGUUUUCCUUUAAAAAAGGUGCGUUUCAACGCAGAAGCUCCACGUUUUUUUACAAUACAUUUUCUUUUUCUUUUUUAAUUGUUGAUACUCUAAUUAAUGAUCUUCAAUUUAUAUCGCGCUCAUCUGCAAUAUUUUGAUGAAAAUAAUACAAAGCAUUUAAAGCAUGACCUAUAUAAAUCGUAAGCAAGGUCGACAAACAAACUUUUAUUCUCUUACACAACCUGCCAGAUGAAUUGCCUUUGUACCUAAAAUUUCCGUUAGAACAAGUCAAAAGAUUGUAAAAGAUCGUUCUUAGUAACAUCACUCAUUAUGAUUUUGUUUUUUUCCUCCUUUGAUUUAGGUAUUUUCUUUAUGUUGUUGCGCCAUUUUGUGAUUUCGAAAUUUGCUCAUGUUGCCUUGUAUUUUGAAUAAAUUGUGUCUGUAUUUAUAAACAUGAA